GUUCGAGCGCAUGUGGUUCACAUCCCCACGGCAACUCCCUUCAUCAAUCUUAGACUUGAAUUUCAUCCACAUCCCUGCGGCGAUUCCGUAUCUCAUCACAUUACGGACCAGUCUUCAGAGCGGCCCAUAGCUCGGACACCUGGGCGCCGUGUUUGAAAAGGAAAUGAGUCUCCAAAAGGACAAGGACAUCGAAGACGACGACUAUGACGACAUUCCCCUACAGCACAAGCGGCCAUUUGGGGCUGGACUGCACAGGAAACCAAUAGCCUUUGUGUCUGCAUCAGAUGGCGAUGGCCAUCUCAAGUCAGUCGACGAUGCGGCCGUGGACAAAGGCAAGACGGAUGUUGCAGAUCUGUAUCUCAGCAUGGUCCUGCCGGACGAUGCCACGAGGUCCAAAUCGGCACCGCCCUCUUCAGGCAGCGCCAGGGACAACGAACGUCCGGAAAGCGAACUGUGCGCAGUCUGCAGGCUUCCUCUUGGGACAGACAAGGAGACGCACGAGCAAUCGUUCGCCCACCAGGUCUGCCUGCCAUAUUCACAGCCACCUUCCGCUUUGGACCGCUCGCGCAAGGGCCUCGCCUACCUCUCGGCUUACGGCUGGGAUCCUGACGCGAGAAGGGGGCUCGGCGCGGAACAGCAGGGCAUCCAGUAUCCCAUCAAACCCAAAGUGAAGGAUGACAACCUCGGCAUCGGCAUGGAAGUACCGAAAGGCCUGCCGCCACCCAAGAAGAAGGAGCAGCUGCUGGAUGCCAAGAAGGUCAGGAAGAUGGCUCUCGACGAGAAGAAGAAGGCGGCAAGGAUCCACCAAGAGCUGUUUGGCGAUAGCAAGCUGGAGAAGUAUCUCGGCAAGCGUGGCACUAGGUGAUGUCUACAACUCCGUAUCACCGAGCCGCAGCGUAUUGGUUUCCCAGCUAGGAGCGGUGUGCAACUGUUGGUCGGUCACCGCAGGAAUGGCUCCUGCAUUGGUCCGUUUCUCUUCACUG
Messenger RNA from Chaetomium strumarium, 983 nucleotides. RefSeq lists its product as uncharacterized. Gene Ontology annotation, molecular function: nucleic acid binding. The transcript has a single exon. Lineage: Eukaryota; Fungi; Ascomycota; Sordariomycetes; Sordariales; Chaetomiaceae. The record is from RefSeq and is a predicted model, not a curated record. Bases 164 to 865 code for a protein of 233 amino acids.